Aspergillus steynii IBT 23096 is the source of this 1857-nucleotide messenger RNA. RefSeq names its product sugar porter family MFS transporter. The transcript has 2 exons. Gene Ontology annotation, biological process: carbohydrate transport; transmembrane transport. Gene Ontology annotation, molecular function: carbohydrate:proton symporter activity. The record is from RefSeq and is a predicted model, not a curated record. NCBI's taxonomy places the organism in Eukaryota, Fungi, Ascomycota, Eurotiomycetes, Eurotiales, Aspergillaceae. Bases 4 to 1647 code for a protein of 547 amino acids. Gene Ontology annotation, cellular component: membrane.
AUCAUGAGCCCCUACACCCGCCUCUCCCAGGAUGAGGCGUCUUCCUCCGCGCAGGGCGAAUCCCCCUCCUCACCCGCUCGAUUGGCCAAGCUGCGCAUCUACUGGUUGACAGCUGUUAUUUGCUGCGGUGGCAUUCUUUUUGGAUAUGACUCCGGAGUAAUUGGAGGUGUCCUCAUCUUCGACUCCUUUCUUCGCGACUUCAAGUACACCGCCGACGAACAAACCCGCGUCAGUUCCAUCGCCGUCGGGAUCCAGCAGGCUGGAGCUCUGGUGGGCUGCUUGGCAAUAUGGCCUCUAACCAAUCGUCUCGGACGUCGUUGCGCCAUGAUGAUCUGCUCCGCGAUAUUCUGCGCGGGCGUCGUCUUUGAAGUGCUCAAUUCUCACGCUCUUUCCGUCUUCUACUUCGGCCGCGUCAUCUGCGGCCUGGGCAUUGGGGGCUCUGCCACCGUCAUCCCCAUCUACCUGUCGGAAAUGAGUCCCAAAGACAUGCGCGCCCGCCUGGGCAGCUGUUACCAAUUCACCUUCACCGUCGGCAUCUUGAUCUCCUACUGGAUCGACUACGGCGUGCAGUUCAGCGCCCCGACGGCAGCCCAAUGGCAGGUCCCACUGGCGCUGCAGCUGGUCCCCGGAGCGCUCAUGGGUCUAGGCAUGUUGACGCUAGAUGAAAGUGUGCGCUGGCUCCUCGCGCACGACGACCCCCGCCGUGCCUGGUCUAGCCUCGUCUGGAUCCGCGCCUCGAACGGCCCUGACGUCGUCGCCGAAUUCGCCGAGAUGAAACAAAGCCUCGACGCCGACCGUCACGCCAUGGACGGAUUCCACCCCCGUGAGCUUCUCCAAUGGCGCAACACGCGUCGUCUCGCUCUGGGAAUCACCCUGUUCCUCGCGCAGCAGUCCACCGGCGCCACCGCCAUGGCCUACUUCGGCCCGCAGUUCUUCGCCCUCCUCGUCGGCCAGAACAACGCCUCGCUCACCCUCCUCCUUACCGGCAUCUUUGGCGCCCUCAAAGUCGCCAGCUGCUUCAUCUUCAUCGUUUGGAUCGCCGAGCGCUUCGGCCGUCGCCCCCUCCUCAUCCUCGGCGCCCUCGGCAUGUCCUUCUGCAUGCUCGCCACCGCAGCCGUCGUCAAAAACGACCACACCCAGCCCCUUCCUGCUUCUGCCUCCUCGUCCGCAAUCAAACCCACCGGCGUCGCCACCAUCGCCCUCAUCUACCUCGACAUCGUCUUCUACAACUUCUCCUGGGGCCCCCUGAUCUGGCCCUGCACGUCGGAACUCUUCAGCUCCCGCAUCCGCGAACCCGGCGUCGCCAUCGCCGUCGCCGCCCAGUGGCUCUCCAAUUUCGCCUGGUCCUUCUCCACUCCGUAUAUCCUUGCCGGUCUGGGCUGGGCCACCUUCUUGCUCUUCGGCCUGCUCGACCUGCUGUUCUCCGGGUUCGUGGGCGCCUGUCUCCCCGAGACGGCGGGGAAGAGUCUCGAAGAGAUCGAGGCCGUGCUGGACUCAGCGGGAAGCUUUGGCAGCAGCGCUGGUCAUCAGAGACUGGUGGUGGAAGAAGGGGAAGGAGAGGGAGAAGACGAGAGAGAAGAGGGAGAAUCUGCGCCGUUGAAUGGGAAAGGGUCGAGUUCGAGCUCGAGGGAUCGUGUGUGGGCGUAACCUGUUACUUCUUCCCUCUCUUUCGUUCUCACCUCGUCCUCUUCCCAUACCCACUCCCACCCUGGACUCAUUCUCAAACAAUCACUGUUGUUUAUCGUUGAAUAGAUUCGAUACUCAUGACGAGAGCUGGUCCUAUCAGGAGUAUCUACUAAUGGCUAUAGAAUAGAAGAUAUAGACGCUAGAAUACAAUACUAUAAAGAUACAUCAGGC